Phalaenopsis equestris is the source of this 537-nucleotide messenger RNA. RefSeq names its product protein BOLA2. Bases 79 to 357 code for a protein of 92 amino acids. The transcript has 3 exons. The record is from RefSeq and is a predicted model, not a curated record. Gene Ontology annotation, molecular function: 2 iron, 2 sulfur cluster binding. Gene Ontology annotation, biological process: intracellular iron ion homeostasis. Lineage: Eukaryota; Viridiplantae; Streptophyta; Magnoliopsida; Asparagales; Orchidaceae. Gene Ontology annotation, cellular component: nucleus; cytosol.
UACAGGAUCGGCGAAAAUUGGAUCAGAUAGAAUUCUUUCCGGUGCUAUAGCUAGAGACAGAGUGGGAGAGAGAGAGAGAUGGGUGUGACGAAAGGGGACGUAGAAGCCGCCCUCACUUCAUCUCUCAGCCCUUCUCACCUCCAAGUAAUCGAUACAUCAGGCGGGUGUGGUGCGAGCUUCGAUGUGGAGGUAGUAUCGGAGAAAUUCGAGGGGAAGAGGCUUCUGGAGCGUCACCGGUUAGUGAACGCGGCGCUGGCGGAGCAGAUGCCGCAUAUCCACGCCCUCUCCAUCAAGAAAGCCCUCGUGCCCUCACAGUGGAAACCCCAGCCCGAGAACGAAGAACCUGCGAAGAAUUGAGAGGUCAUGUUCUUUAUGUGGAUCAUCUCAUUUUAUCUUCUUGAUAAACUUUAAUUUCACUAAACCCUAAUCUUCUGGUUUAUGCUUUGUUUGAAGAACCAUAAAUGAACCUUUUUUUAGAUAAAUUCAAACAUAUAUGUUUUGAUGGUGUAAAAAUGCCAGCUUCUAUGGUUUUGAUCA